AUGCAAGUGAAGGAAGGGGCGAGCCAUAUUCAUAAGGGGUUUGGUGGAACAGGUGGAUUAAGCAGCGGAAAAGGCCAUCAACCCAGCCCUGGUUUAAACUCGAAACAAUUAAGAGUCGAAUUUAAUAUUCCUAAGAAUUAUUUAGAUUGUUUUUAUCCUCCAGAAAAAAGGGCGGAAAUAACUAAACUAAGUAUCGUAAGCAAAAACCUAACUGGUGAGUUGGAUUUGAGUGAUUUUGUUAAUUUGGAAAAAUUGAAUUGUAGUUAUAAUUAUGAACUCUCUUCUCUUAAUCUGAGCAAUUGUCUUCGAUUAAAGAAAAUUGAGUGCAUUCACAAUAGUCAACUAACUAAUCUUACUUUCCCUAUUAAUCUCACUAAUUUAAAAAAACUACGUUUAAUUUAUAGUAGUUUAGAACAAAAUUUAUCCUUUUUAACCGGAGCUGUUAAUUUGAAAGAACUUGAUUUAAGAGAUAACAAAUUCACUGGUUCCCUAGAUUACUUAAGCAAUUUAAAAAAAUUAGAAUACCUAGAUAUCAGUAGCACUGAUAUAAACGAAGUGAAUAUCGAUAAAUUACCCAAGAGUUUAAAAUGCAUUGCAUAUUCCACUACAAAAAGCCCACAUUGCCAAUUAACUUCCAUUACUCUUCAAUUAGAAAAGUGUAAAUAUGCCUUUUGCCAAAAGUGUCAGCAACCUAAUACUAGUGAAGAUUGA
Messenger RNA from Racocetra persica, 711 nucleotides. Lineage: Eukaryota; Fungi; Glomeromycota; Glomeromycetes; Diversisporales; Gigasporaceae. The record is from the annotation of a GenBank genome assembly.